Molecule: messenger RNA, 2324 nt
Organism: Oryza brachyantha (malo sina)
Lineage: Eukaryota; Viridiplantae; Streptophyta; Magnoliopsida; Poales; Poaceae
Product: L-type lectin-domain containing receptor kinase IX.1-like
Exons: 3
Coding region: 1-2019 (672 amino acids)
Biological process (GO): protein phosphorylation
Cellular component (GO): plasma membrane
Molecular function (GO): protein kinase activity; carbohydrate binding; ATP binding
Source: RefSeq, a predicted model, not a curated record
AUGGUGGGCAGGGGCAAGACGGCGUCCUCGUCCUCGACGGCAAGCCGUCGUCGACACCUGCUACUCCCGUUGAUCAGCUUCGCAGUACACCUCGUCAGCCAUGGGGGCCUGCACGCGAGCUCUCUCCCCUUCGACUUCGACUUCUCCAACACCUCUACGUUCAGCCUCGCCGACUUCGAAACCGCCGGCAUCGCGGCGUUCCACGGCGGGCGGUUCGACCUCACGGCCAACGCGUACAACGCCAGCCUCUUCGACAACGUUGGCCGGGUGUCCUACGCGCACCCCGUGCCACUCCGCGACGACGCCACGGGCGAGGUGGCCAGCUUCACCACCUCCUUCGCCUUCGUAAUCAACAUCACCGACAAGAACAACAAGGGAGACGGCAUGGCCUUCUUCCUCGCCCACUUCCCCUCCACGCUCCCGCCACUCUCGUACGGCGGCUCUCUCGGCCUCUGCAGCAGCUGUCUCAACGCGAGCGCCGUCGCCGGGAACGACCGGUUCGUCGCCGUCGAGUUCGACACGUUCAACGACUCCUUUGACCCCAGCCUUACCUACGACCACAUGGGCAUCGACGUGAGCUCGCUCAGGUCCGUGGCGAACAUCACGUUGCCAAGCUUCAGCCUGAACGGGCAGAUGAGCGCUCGCGUCGACUACAACAGCAGCACCACCGUGAUGAACGUCGAGCUGCGAUUCGACCGCAGCCCAAAGUUCUCCACCGCGACGCCCAUCUUCAACAUGAGCGCCAAGGUGAACCUCACCGCGGUGUUGCCGGAGCCGGUAGCGAUCGGUUUCUCGGCAGCCACUGGUAGAUCCAUUGAGUUGCAUCAGUUGCUCUCUUGGUCUUUCAGCUUGGCAGACCCAAACUCCCGGAGCUCUCGCACAGGUAAAAGUUCAUCCAAGAGCAACGUCGGGCUAAUAGUGGCCUUGGUGAUUACCAGCUCGCUGUCUCUCAUCCUUUGUGUAGCCGUUCUUGCUCUGGUCUCCGCGCUGCGGAAGAAAACUUUGGCUUUAGCCGAGAAAGAAGACGAAUCACAAGUCCAGAGCAUGCUCAUGGACGAAGAGUUCCAGAAGGGUUCGGGGCCCAAGAGAUUCGAGUUCAGACAGCUCGCCGCGGCAACUAGAGGCUUCUCCGAGGAGGAGAAGCUCGGAGAAGGCGGCUUCGGGGCAGUCUACAGAGGGUUUCUGAAGGAGCUUGACGCCCAUGUCGCCAUCAAGAGAGUUUCCAGGGCGUCGGAGCAAGGCAGGAAGGAGUACAGCUCCGAGGUCAAGAUCAUCAGCAAGCUGAGGCACCGAAACCUUGUGCGGCUCAUCGGAUGGUGCCACGAGGGCAGGGAGCUCAUGCUUGUGUAUGAGCUGAUGCCCAAUGGCAGCCUCGAUGCCCACCUGUACAACUCUGUCAUUCUCCUGACAUGGCCUGUGAGAUUCAAGAUCGUGCAGGGGUUGGGGUCAGCUCUGCUGUACCUGCAAGAGGAGUGGGAGCAGUGCGUGCUGCACAGAGACGUGAAGCCGAGCAACAUCAUGCUGGACGCGUCGUUCGGUGCCAAGCUCGGCGACUUCGGCCUCGCGAGGCUCGUCGACCACGGCAGGGGAUCGCAUACCACCAACCUCGCCGGCACCGUGGGGUACCUGGACCCGGAGUGCCUCGCCACCGGCCGCGCCGGCCCGGAGUCGGACGUGUACAGCUUCGGCGUCGUGCUCCUCGAGAUCGCCUGCGGCCGACCGCCCGUAGCGCCGGCGUUGCCGGACCAGCACGGCAGAGGCACCGGCACGGUGGCGCGCCUCCUCGUGGAGUCGGUGUGGGGCAUGUACGGCCGGGGAGCCGUCCUCGAGGCUGCCGACGAGCGGCUAGGAGGCGACUUCGACAGCGGCGAGGUGGAGCGCGUGAUGGUCGUUGGGCUCGCGUGUGCCCACCCGAACUGCCGCAUGCGGCCGUCGAUGAGGCAGGCGGUGAGCAUGCUGCAGGGCGAGGCGCCGUUGCCCACCCUGCCGGCGAGGAUGCCGACACCCAAGUAUCUGUGACAUUAUUGCUUGUGUCUCACGUACCACCAUUUGGCCCAUAUAUACGAGUGUAGUUAUCUGAUAGACGACGGCAUAGAUAGCCCAUAAGGGGCGAUGGACCGGCCCAUGGCAUAGCCAUUUGGCUUGAUCCCAGCACAGUACGACACGACUACCGUCGGAUCCGUAUGGCCUGGCCUGACAGUUGGGAUAUCUAUGGACCGAUGUCUUGGCACGAUGGACCGACGUGGCAUGGCACGUUCCAAUAAGUGGAAAAGAAAAAUAGUUGAGGGAUCUAAAAUAGACAUAAUUUAGUUGUACUCCAUCCA